CUAUGAAAGAAUUGGACAUCAACAACGAAGAAAAUGAAAUAGAAAGUGAUCUUAACAGCAUUGAAAGUGAUGAUAGAGAAAUAAUUCAAAGAUUACAGGAAAAAAGAAGAAAAAAACAAAUACAACGAAAAUAUCAAAAAAUUCGAAGGCAACCUACAGAUGAAACUGGACCACAAGAAGAUCAACCUACAGAUGAAACUGGACCCAAGGCUGGGCCCAGCAAAAAAAAUUGUGAAACUGGACCCAAGGCUGGACCUAGCAAAAAAACUUGUGGACCCAAGGCUGGACCCAGCAAAAAAACUUGUGGACCCAAGACCUGGACCAUUAAAAUCUAA
Molecule: messenger RNA, 335 nt
Organism: Parasteatoda tepidariorum (common house spider)
Lineage: Eukaryota; Metazoa; Arthropoda; Arachnida; Araneae; Theridiidae
Source: RefSeq, a predicted model, not a curated record